Messenger RNA from Guyanagaster necrorhizus, 975 nucleotides. RefSeq names its product peroxiredoxin Q. NCBI's taxonomy places the organism in Eukaryota, Fungi, Basidiomycota, Agaricomycetes, Agaricales, Physalacriaceae. Gene Ontology annotation, cellular component: cytoplasm. Gene Ontology annotation, biological process: cellular response to oxidative stress; cell redox homeostasis. Gene Ontology annotation, molecular function: thioredoxin peroxidase activity. The coding region runs from base 32 to 529 and encodes 165 amino acids. The transcript is spliced from 4 exons. The record is from RefSeq and is a predicted model, not a curated record.
UGUCUUGCUCUUUCCUUCCAUCUUCCUCGCUAUGGCCCAUCAGGCGCUCAUUGGGCACCCCGCACCGCACUUGACACUCUCCAACUACACAGGCGAGCCAUACUCCCUCAAACCUGGAGACAACGACGUCACCACCGCCAUAUUUUUCUAUCCAAGAUCUGGGGCGUGGGGUUGCACAAAACAGGCGUGUCAGUUUAGAGACGCGAUAGCAGAACAACCAGAAUUCCAGUCCGGAAAAGUACAAGUCAUCGGCAUUAGCCCAGAUCCAGUAUGGAAGCAGAAGCUCUUUGUCGAGAAACAAAAUCUGCCCUACCCCGUUCUCAGUGAUGAAAAAGGAGAAGCACGUCGGGCAUAUCAUGUAGGCCGAGGGUUAUGGGGUCUGGCUGACCUACGGGUAACUUUUGUGAUAGACAGCAAGGGGAUUAUACGAGACGCUCUCGACACGACGUCGAUAAAUUAUGCUUCGCAUUGCAAGUUUGUCUCAAGGGUACUAGAGACGCUGGGAAAAGAGGGUGACAAAACCGCGUAGAUCUCGGAGCCUAUACGAGAUGAAGAUGCCAGCUAACGCAGGGACAAGGAGAAGUGCAUUGCAGUGGUCCAGACGUGGAGCUUACAUGAGAGAUCCAAUUCCUGUGCAUAUCUUACAUCUGAAGGACACUUAUACACUAUAUUAUCAAGGCCCUACAGCUUGGCUCGUGUAACCGAAUCAUUCAAGCCCCCAAUGAUCCUCUCUGCCUCCGUUGCCAUCCUGUCGAGGAGAGCCUUACAGGUGGGAAUAUCAUCGAUAAGUCCUACAGUGACACCGGCAGACCACACCCCAUAAUCUGGAUCCCCAUUCUCAUAGACCGUCUUACCCCUCUGUCCCGAAACCAGAUCUCUAAUGUCUUCGAACUUCGCGCCUCCAGGACGCCGCUCUAAGGCCACUACUUCCAUUGAGAUCUUGUUCUUGAAAACCCUGGCAGUGUUGUGUAGCGU